Acipenser ruthenus (sterlet) is the source of this 5834-nucleotide messenger RNA. RefSeq names its product protein transport protein Sec24C-like. NCBI's taxonomy places the organism in Eukaryota, Metazoa, Chordata, Actinopteri, Acipenseriformes, Acipenseridae. The record is from RefSeq and is a predicted model, not a curated record. Gene Ontology annotation, molecular function: zinc ion binding; SNARE binding. Gene Ontology annotation, biological process: intracellular protein transport; COPII-coated vesicle cargo loading; endoplasmic reticulum to Golgi vesicle-mediated transport. Gene Ontology annotation, cellular component: endoplasmic reticulum exit site; COPII vesicle coat. The transcript is spliced from 25 exons. The coding region runs from base 185 to 3751 and encodes 1188 amino acids.
GCCAAUGAGAGUCAGAGGGAGGGAUUAACUGUGAUUGAGCUUCGGCACUGGCGAACUGAAACUGGAUCAACCAAACACUUACUGCAGGCGACUGAAACCGGGACACGAACCGACUGCUCGGGCUCGUUAGUCGCGCUGUAUUGAACCGCGCCGGAGGUCUGUUUUGUUUAGGGAUGAACUUGGAAUGAAUGUAAACCAGCAAGCGCACAUGACCUCACCAUACAGGCAGCCACAGCCUGCCCUUCAGGGGUAUGCCCAGCCCGGCUAUGGGGGACCCCCCACUCAGUACGCACCUUACAACGGUCCCAAUCCGGGGUACCAGCAGGGACCAACUCCAGCAGGUUAUUCUCCUUACUCAAGCUUGCCCUGUAAGACUUUUCCUGCUACUCUUGCUUCUGACCUCUCCUCCAACUCCUCCUCUCCUCUUGAUCUAGGUCCAGUGCGACCCCCACCUAACUCUGGGCCCCCCCCUGUGUCGGCCUCCCAGGGGUACAGCCAGUACACACAGGGAGAUGUGCAAAAUGGCCCCCCGACCAUGAGCAGCCAGCCUCACAGGCCCCCAGUCUCUCAGUCCUACCUCCCAGGUAGCCAGCCAGCCUACCACCAGCAAUAUGGAGCCCCGCACACCAGCAUGCAACAGAUGACCAAUCAGAUGUCGGGGAUGCAAGUCUCCGCCCCGCCCCCUGCAGUCUCCGGCUAUGCACCCCACUCUUCUAAUCCUCAGACCUCCGUCAGUUUCUCGGGCGCUCCCUCCUUCACUCCCCAUUCCGUCUCCUCACAGCAAAACUCCCCAGCAGCCAGCCUGACACAUGGCCAGCCUCCCUCACAGUCCCCCUUCCCUGGGUCCCCAUCUUUGUCACAGUCACCCUUCCCAGGCGCCCCACCUCCUGUCUCCCAGCCCCAAUAUUCAUCAGCCCCUCCAGCCUCUUCACAGCCCCAUUACUCAGGAGCCCAUCCUCUGCCUGCUUCCCAGGCUCAGUUCCCUGGGGCCCCCCCACCUCCCUCCCAGUCUUCCCCCUUCCACGCACCACCUUCCAGCUUUGCCCCCCCGGCAGGUGCCCCCAGACAGCCCGGGGUGCAGCCAAUGCAGGCCCCGCCUCACUCCCAGUACCUCACUGGGCCCCCUCUCCCUCACCAGCCCAUGCAGGGGCCCCCGCUCUCCCAGCAGAACCACGCGGCCCCAGGGAUGCAGGGCCCCCCAGCUCAGCCGGCAGGACAGGGGCAGGGCGUCCAGCCUCAGCAGAACGGUGCGUUUGGACAAAUGAGCAGGCCACAGCCUGGCUAUGGGGGUUCCUACCCGGGCCCCCAAAACUACGGGGCGCAGCCCCCUCCUCCUGCAGCGCCUCCGCAGAAACGGCUUGACCCAGACUCCAUUCCUAGCCCGCAAGUCAGUGCGCUGCCUGCUGUGCAGAAAACAAGACACAGAAUAGACCCAGACGCAAUCCCCAGCCCAAUCCAGGUGAUCGAGGAUGACCAGGCGAACCGAAGCAGUGAGCCGUUCGCAACAGGGGUCAGAGGUCAGGCACCACCGCUCGUCACAACCAACUUCCAGGUCAAAGAUCAAGGGAACGCGAGCCCGAGCUAUAUAAGAUGCACAGCUUACAACUUCCCCUGCACCUCGGACAUGGCGAAGCAGUCUCAGGUUCCUCUGGCUGCAGUCAUCAAGCCCUUGGCGACUCUGCCCCUAGACGAGGCUCCCCCGUACAUUGUAGAUCACGGAGAGACAGGACCAAUCCGCUGUAACCGGUGUAAAGCCUACAUGUGUCCCUUCAUGCAGUUCAUCGAGGGGGGCCGGCGCUUUCAGUGUGGCUUCUGCAGCUGUGUGACCGAGGUGCCUCCCCAUUACUUUCAGCACCUGGACCACACUGGAAAGCGAGUGGACUGCUACGACCGACCGGAGCUCUCCAUGGGGACAUGCGAGUUCACAGCAACUGUGGACUACUGCAAGAACAACAAGAUCCCACAGCCCCCGGCUUUCAUCUUCCUGAUCGACGUCUCGUACAACGCGGUGAAGAGCGGGCUGGUCGACCUCAUCUGUGCGGAGAUGAAGACUCUGCUGGAUUACCUGCCCAGGGAGAGCAGCGAGGCGGACUCGUGUAUCCGGGUGGGCUUCGUCACCUAUAACAAGGUGCUGCACUUCUACAACGUCAAGAGCUCGCUGGCGCAGCCCCAGAUGAUGGUGGUCUCAGACGUAGCGGACAUGUUCGUCCCCCUGCUGGACGGAUUCCUGGUCAACGUGAACGAGUCGCGUGCCGUCAUCAACAGUUUGCUGGAUCAGAUCCCAGAGAUGUUUGCUGACACGAGGGAGACAGAGACUGUGUUUGCCCCUGUGAUCCAGGCUGGCUUGGAGGCCCUGAAGGCUGCGGACUGCGCAGGAAAGCUCUUUAUUUUCCACUCGUCACUCCCCAUCGCUGAGGCUCCGGGGAAACUAAAGAACCGGGAGGACAAGAAGCUGGUCGGCACAGACAAGGAGAAGACCCUGUUCCAGCCCCAGACCAGUUUCUUUGGCAACCUGGCGAAGGAGUGCGUGGCACAGGGUUGCUGCGUGGACCUCUUCCUCUUUCCCAACCAGUAUGUGGAUGUGGCGACACUGGGUGUGGUGCCCUCCCAGACUGGGGGCUCUGUGUACAAGUACACCUACUUCCAGGUGCCAUCAGAUGGGGAUCGCUUCCUCAAUGACCUGCGCAGGGAUGUACAGAAACAGGUCGGGUUCGACGCAGUCAUGAGGGUCCGAACCAGUACAGGGAUCCGUGCGACAGACUUUUUCGGCGAUUUCUACAUGAGCAACACGACGGACGUGGAGCUGGCUGGGCUGGACUGUGACAAGGCCGUGACGGUGGAGUUCAGACACGAUGACAAGCUGAGUGAGGAGAGCGGCGCACUCAUGCAGUGCGCAGUGCUGUACACCAGCUGCAGUGGUCAGAGGAGGCUGCGGGUUCACAACCUCUCUGUGAACUGCUGCACCCAGCUGGCUGACCUCUACAGGAACUGUGAUACCGACACGCUCAUCAACUUCUUCGCCAAGUAUGCCUACCGCAGCAUACUCAACUCCCCCACCAAGACGGUGAGGGACACCCUCAUCAACCAGAGCGCUCAGAUCCUGUCCUGUUAUCGCAAGAACUGCGCCAGCCCCUCCUCUGCCGGACAGCUCAUCCUGCCCGAGUGCAUGAAACUGCUCCCAGUCUACCUGAACUGCGUGCUGAAGAGCGAUAUACUGCAGCCCGGCGCCGACAUCUCCCUCGAUGACAGAGCCUAUCUGCGCCAGCUCGUCACCUCCAUGGAUGUGGCAGAGAGCCACGUUUUCUUCUACCCUCGCCUGCUGCCGCUGCAGAAGCUGGAUGUGGAGGGUGACUCUCUACCCACGGCUGUGCGGGCGUCUGAGGAGCGGCUCUCGAAAGGGGGGCUGUACCUCCUUGAGAACGGGUUGCACCUCUUCCUGUGGGUAGGGGCCAACGUGCAGCAAGAGCUGCUCCAGAGCGUCUUCAACACCCCCUCCUUCGGGCAGAUCGACCCCAGCAUGACGAACCUGCCGGUGCUGGAUAACCCAUACUCGCGGAGACUGCGGGCCAUCAUCGAGUCCUUCCGGGCUGAGAGACCGCGAUACAUGAAGUUGAUGGUGGUGAAACAGGAUGACAAGCUGGAGCUGAUCUUCAAGCACUUCCUGGUGGAGGACAAGAGCGCAAGUGGGGGGGCUUCCUACGUUGACUUCCUGUGUCACAUGCACAAGGAGAUCCGGCAGCUGCUGAGCUAGGAGCAGAGCGUGAGGGCAAGCCGAAUCACCCCCAAACCAGGCCCCACCCAUGAUCUAAUCACACACUUCCUUUUUUUUUUUUUUUUUUUUUGACAGACUAUAAAAACAAUAAACAGAAUGACCUUUGUGAACUGAAUUGUUCUAAAAAUCCGCUAGCCCUCCCUCUCCUCACCCCAUCCUAUCCCUGUUUAUAUAUUCUCCUUUAAUGGGGAGGUGUGCAAGGAGAAUGGAUUUGUCAAACCAGAGGAGGUGGGUUAAUGCAGCUGUUGUAUAAUGUAUGUGAAUGUCCGUUGUCGUUUAGCAUACUGGUGGGAGAGGGAGAGAGAUUUGUAAUGAGAGAUUUGAGGGUGAGAUUUUGUUUGGUUGGAAACACUGGUACUGAUUGGAGCUCUCGCAGGUGGGACUUAGCACUGAUUCGGUAGGUUUGAAAGGCGAGUCUACGGCGACACACUUAAUUUACAAUUUAGAAAAGUUUCACCCAGAGCUUUUUUUUCUAUUCUGCUGUUUCUUCACCUCCUCUUCACAUUUACUACUCUUGAACAGUGAUUUUGUGCUGUCUGUCAGUUUGUGUGUUUGAGUUAUUUUUAAAAAUAUUUAAUGGGGUGGGGAGGAUGCACAUUCGUUCUGACAGUAUGCAAGCAUCAUCUCUCCUGGGGUAAGGCAAUGCCUUAACCAGGACAGGACAAAUCCACUUGCCCUCCCUGUUCUGUGUUUUUGUUUUAUUAUUUAUUUCUUAUAAUUAUAACUACAGUACACUCUGGCUAAUCCAAACCCUGUUCAGAUUUUAACAUUCAGUAAUCUGUACCUCGCAAAAAAAAAAUUGUCCUGUCUUGUGUUUUUGAUACCAAUUCUAUAAUAAAUCUUUAAAGAAAAUGUAUUUAAAAAGAAGAUUCACUGACUGAUAUUGACCUGUACUAUAAUAUACACGUCUGCAGGUCAGAGUUUUCAGUAGUAGUUAAAUUGCCUGGAAGUUGAGUUUCCGCAGCUGCUGUCAUCCUGCGUUUCAUUACGAUAGCAUCAUGGUUUGGGUUAGAGGUCAGUUAAGGACUAGCGAGACUGCUGCGCCCUGUUGAGAUGUUUUAUUGAACUGAUCAGGACUGAGUCCCUGGAUUCCCAGUUUUAUGUGAUUUGCGCAGAGCAGGGAUGAAAAUAAGGCUGCCAUUGCAUAGCAGCUUGAUCCAUUCCUUGUUUCACUAGGAGUUUAAUCAGACACACCUGAACUUGUUAACUAUACACUGUGGUAGAUCAAGCUCGUAGUAAAAUCUGAUUUCCAUCCCUGGCUCACACUGCUGCCAUCAAUCAGGCAAGUCUAAAAACUAGCUAGCAAAUAAAUAGUCAUUCUGGGUGCAGGACCACUGUUUUUGUUUCACUUCCGAAAGACAUGUUUUUUAAUAAAUGAAGGAUGAGGGUGCAGGGACAGUUUCUGUGUGAGAGGAGAGACAGAGAACACUACUGCCCCCUCAUCCCCAACCACGCUUUCUGGUGCAACGCGAUUCCAGUCCCAGUUUUUAAAAUAUAUAUAUAUAAAAUGAGAACAUAAGAAAGUUUACAAACGAGAAGAGGCCAUUCGGCCUGUCUUGCUUGUUUGGUUGUUUAGUAGCUUAUUGAUUUGCUGAGGAGUUGGUUCUUGCUUGCAUACAAUGUAUUAUCAUCCAUGUUUGUUUUGCAGUGCGUUUUGAGAGACCACUGUCUGUCCCUCCUUAGGCUCCUUUGCUGUGUGUCCCCAUGUCCCUGCCUUCUCAACAGCAAGUCAUGAUAGUACCAGCCUGAGCGACUGCAGAGUCAAUCCACCAAGACCUAAAACAAACAUACACAUUAAUAAAUAAAAUUGUUUUAUUUCUUAUUUCUUGUUUUUUUCCAGCUGUGCAGUAGGUUAGUAAGUCAGUCAGAUUCUUUGUCCCAGCAUUGCCAUUGCUGUAAAAAAAAAAAAAAAAACAGAAAAAAAACCAUAAAUGACUGAUUGCACACCUUCUGAUAAUUGCGACCAGCAUUCUCCCAAGCACUCCUCCUCUUGUAUUUUCCUGUAAAUUAUUAUGAUUAUUGUCCUGAUUUUAUUAGUUAUUAAAACAAUCCUGUAUGUAUA